UCGCCGCGCCGACCCAGCCCUUCAGUGGACUGUGCCAUUUGAUCCAUGCAGAAGAUGAUUCACGCUCUGCGAUCUGGGGAGUAAGAGCGGCAGAGGAAUCCCUCUCACCCCCCUCCCUCCUCUGCACAUCCAUAAUUCAGCAUUUGCGCCUUCCUCCUCCUCUUCCCUUUUUCUUUUUUUUUAUUCCACCCCCUCUGCUCUCCUUCCUCUCACUGCUUUGGCUGCUGCUACUUCAGCACCACCAGCGUCCACGACCUGAAGCUCUCUCGCACAUCUGGAAGUGAAGCAGCACAGGUAAGGAAAUCCACAAUGGCUUCCGGGAUUAACCUCGGCUCUUGGUAGAACCACGCUGAAGUUCACGUUUUUCGCUUCUCACAGCCUGGGAAAUUCCAUAAUGUAAAUGCAUCUUAUUUCAAGGCAAACCUUUGGGGCCAUGAAUCUCACAGGAUCUCCCAGGACCAUUAUUUACACCAUUUGGAUCUAGAAUUCCUGUUUUUUCUUGGAGGGGGAUCGACUGUGUGGAUCUGCAGCGGUGGAUAUUGGUGGCGGCGGCCUCGGCGGCGGCGGUGGGAGGACCUUUCCACCUUGGAUAACUUUACAAAAGCGCGUGCCACCAUGAGGAUAUCCACCACCUCUUGUCUUUGUCCCUUUCUGGUCUGCCUCUGCUUCAUCCAGAGGUCCUAUGGCGCGAGCCACCACAUCCCCACCAAAGUGCCCUCCAAGAACCAGACAAAACUGGCCAACGGGGAGACGGAGGUGCACCACCGGCCCAAGAGAGGCUGGAUCUGGAACCAAUUCUUUGUUUUAGAAGAACACAUGGGACCAGAUGCACAGUAUGUGGGAAAGCUUCACUCAAACUCAGACAAAGGCGAUGGAUCUGUCAGGUACAUUCUGAGCGGAGAAGGAGCCGGGACUAUAUUUAUCAUCAAUGAAGAGACGGGAGAUAUUCACGCCACUAAGAGCCUGGACCGGGAAAGGAAAACACAUUACGUCCUGCAUGCACAAGCCCUGGACCGAAACACAGAGGAGGCCCUGGAACCAAAGUCGGAAUUCAUCAUCAAAGUACAAGACAUCAAUGACAAUGCCCCCAAAUUUCCAGAUGGACCCUUUGUAGCCACGGUGCCGGAGAUGUCUGAAGUGGGUACAUCCGUGUUGCAAGUCACGGCGACGGACGCCGACGACCCCACCUACGGAAACAGCGCCAGGAUAGUCUACAGUAUCCUUCAAGGACAGCCAUAUUUCUCCGUCGACCCCAAGACAGGAAUCAUCAGGACUGCCUUAGCCAACAUGGACCGGGAAGCCAGAGAACACUACACAGUUGUUAUCCAAGCCAAAGACAUGGCAGGCCAGGUUGGAGGCCUCUCUGGUUCCACCACCAUCAACAUCACACUGACAGACGUCAACGACAACCCGCCCACGUUUCCCCAGAAAAAUUACCAGCUGUACGUCCCUGAAUCAGCUCAAGUGGGGAAGCCAGUCGGGAAGAUCAAAGCCAACGAUGAGGACCUUGGCGUCAAUGCAGACAUCAAGUACAGCAUCAUUAACUCGGAGGGGGCCAACACGUUUUCCAUAUCCACGGACAGAGACACGAGGGAGGGAAUCAUCAGCCUCAAAAAGCCUCUGAAUUACGAGAGGAAGAAGACCUACACGCUCCACAUCGAGGGCACCAACACGCACGUGGAUCCUCGUUUUUCCUACCUUGGUUCUUUCAAAGACACUACCACCCUUAAAAUCACAGUCGGGGACGUGGAUGAAGCCCCCAUCUUUUCUAUGGAUUAUUAUAUCUUGGAUGUUUAUGAGAACGCGCCGAGUGGCACGGAGGUGGGCGCAGUAACGGCUCGAGAUCCAGACAGCAGGAACAGUCCCGUCAGGUACUUCUUGGACAGUAAAGAGGAAGGAGUAAGGUACUUCAGAAUCGAUGAAGGCAGCGGACUUGUACGUACGACGCAGCCUCUGGACAGGGAAGCCAUGCCUUGGCACAACAUCACUGUAAUGGCCUCGGAGGUUGACAGCCCCAGUCUUUUCAGCCACGUCCCCGUCACCGUCCAGGUCCUGGAUGUGAACGACAACCCGCCGGAAAUAGCCACCGACGAGGAAGUCAUCGUGUGUGAGAGUUCAAGACAAGAUCAUGUCAUCCAGACCAUCACAGCAGUGGAUAAGGACGACUUCGCUAACGGACAGCGGUUUUCUUUCGCUCUGCCUCCACCGGUGAAUCCCAACUUCACCCUGAAGGACAAUGAAGACAGCACGGCCAGCAUCAUUGCAAGGCGGCGCCGCUUCAACCACCUGACGCAGGAGCUGUACGAGCUGCCCAUCGUGGUUUGGGACGGCGGGGAGCCUUCGCUGAGCGGCACCAGCACCUUGACUCUGCGGGUGUGCCCGUGCCAGCGCCACAGCAAGGUCCGGAUGUGCCAAGGCGAGGCGUUCCUCUCCUCGGCGGGUCUCAGCACGGGGGCUCUGAUUGCCAUCCUGCUGUGCAUCGUCAUCCUGCUGGCAAUCGUGGUCCUCUUCAUCACCCUGAGACGGAGCAAGAAGGAGCCCCUUAUCAUCUCCGAAGAGGACAUCCGAGAGAACGUGGUCACCUACGACGACGAGGGCGGCGGCGAGGAGGACACAGAGGCCUUCGACAUCAUCGCUCUCCGCAAUCCGGCCGCCGCAGAGGAGCUGAAGUUCCGGCGAGACGUUCGACCGGAGACAAGGAAACACGUGGACCCUCCCCGCAGUCGCCGCAGUCCGUCCAUGGAGCUGGACGAGGUGGACGUGCACGAAUUCAUCAAGCAGAGACUGGUGGAGGCCGACAUGGACACCAGUGUGCCGCCCUACGACUCCCUGCAGACCUACGCCUACGAGGGUCAGGGCUCACCCACAGGAUCCAUCAGCCCGUUAGACUCUCCUGGCACACAGUCAGAGCAGGAUUAUAACUACCUGGACGACUGGGGGCCCGAGUUCCAGAAACUAGCAGAACUCUAUGGAGAGGCAGAGUCGGAUGUGACGACCUAGUCUGUGAUUACACUCCCGAACUACUUUGAACCAAAUCUGUUUGAAGCCCGUUUUUUCAAAAAAAUUUUCAGUGAACGAUGUGAACAAACAGCUUUCCAAACUGUUUCAGUGGUUUUCAACUUCUACUGUUGACCGUUUAAAAAAACAACAACACAGGACUGCUUUUUUUUUUCAUUUUGUCGCUUUGGAUCAUGGGUCGUUCAUCUGGAAGUAUUAAAUCAGAUUUUAACGAUGGAAGAACAUAAAUAUGGGGAAAAAGGAAAAUUAAUAUUUUCCUUGGUGUAUAUUUUUUAAUGCUCAAUAAAGUCUUGAAAUCCAUAUGAGUGGAUAUGUGAAAAA
Messenger RNA from Acanthochromis polyacanthus (spiny chromis), 3339 nucleotides. Its product is annotated as cadherin-18. The coding region runs from base 616 to 3000 and encodes 794 amino acids. Lineage: Eukaryota; Metazoa; Chordata; Actinopteri; Pomacentridae. The transcript has 12 exons. The record is from RefSeq and is a predicted model, not a curated record. Gene Ontology annotation, biological process: adherens junction organization; cell morphogenesis; calcium-dependent cell-cell adhesion. Gene Ontology annotation, cellular component: adherens junction; catenin complex; plasma membrane. Gene Ontology annotation, molecular function: cadherin binding; calcium ion binding.